This is a messenger RNA of Ceraceosorus guamensis, 2034 nucleotides long. RefSeq names its product phosphoglycerate mutase-like protein. Gene Ontology annotation, molecular function: acid phosphatase activity. The transcript has 7 exons. The record is from RefSeq and is a predicted model, not a curated record. Bases 1 to 2034 code for a protein of 677 amino acids. NCBI's taxonomy places the organism in Eukaryota, Fungi, Basidiomycota, Exobasidiomycetes, Ceraceosorales, Ceraceosoraceae.
AUGCGGACUUUGCCUGGCCUAGUCCUGACCACGACGUCUCCCUUUCGAGCACUGGCAAUCUUUGCACUUCUUGCUGUGCUUGCCAAUGCAAGCCGGGCUGCCAUCGUUCCGACAAGUGCACGAAGCAGCAAGGUGGUCAGAUACGACAGGAGGGACCCCCUCUUUCGGCGCCAGCAGUCAGAACCGCCUGCAUUGACGGAAGCUCAACAGCAGGAGCUGCUCGACAAUCCCCUCAACCAAGCUUUGGCGAGGACGGCUCUGCGAAAAUGGGGACCUGCAAAAGUUCCUCCAUGGUUCAAAAAGCUGCUGAGCCCGGAAGAGCUGGCUGCUGCAGGUGACCCCGAUGCGCAGGCCGCCGUAGCAGCCAAAGCGGCUGCUGCGCCUACACCUGCACCUGCACCUGCACCUGCGGCUACGGAACAAGCUCCGCCUACGCCCGAGGCUCAGUCUCAAACAGUGCAGCAAUCACCGCCACCUGCGCUCGAGGCCCCAGCUGAGGCAACACCCUUGCCAGAUACGCCUCUCACGGGGCCAAUCAUCAUCUUUCCGUUUCCCUUUCCUGAAAGUGUCGGAUUCGAGGGCAACGGCACUGAGCUGCCUCAACGACCUUUGGCAGUAGAGUCGAACAAGCUCCUGAAUACCAAGACCGCAGCGCAGUCGAACUGUCCAAUUGGAGGAAGCUCUUACGAACGACGUUGGAACCCCACCGACGACAAGGAUGGCACAUUCUAUAUUUGGGACAAGAUGGGUUCCCUUUCGCCUUAUCAAAGUAGUCGCUUAUUCCCGGAAGUUCAACAGUGGAGCGGCAUCCCAGACAAUUGUCAUCUGGAGAGCGUGCAGCUUUUACACCGAAGCGGACUUCGUCUUCCCUCUUCAGCAGGUACAUUCGGUGAGAACCUGCAAGAAGUUGGUCGGACGCUCCUCAAAAUGAAUCACAAAAAAUCCGCCAAAGGCGUCUUGAGCUUCUUGAAUAAUUGGCAGUACAACUUGGGAUCCGACUUCCUGUCGGCAGCAGGUAGACAGCAAAUGUUUGACUCGGGCGUCGCCGCUUUCACGAGGUACGGCAAGCUUUAUAGCCCGUAUAAACCGAUGCACAAACCCAUCAUCAGGACCGCCAGCACGAAGGCCCUUUUGGACUCUGCGAAGUUUUUCAACCUGGGCUUCUUCGGUAUCGACGCUCCAGCGUUGGUCAACCUGGAAGUUCUCAUCGACUCUGCUGGCUUCAAUAGCACCUUAUCGCCGUGGGGCGCCUGCCCCAACGUGGUCAAGUCGCCGUUGGGCGACCUCUCCUUGGCACCUCGAUGGAUCGAGCAGUACACCAAAAAUGCUAUCAAGAGGCUGCAGCCGCUGAUGCCGACAAGGACGCAACUGACACCCGAGAUCAUUCAUGGGAUGCAAUCGCUGUGUGCUGUCGAAACUCAAGCACUUGGCUACUCGGAUUUCUGUGGACUCUUCACCAAAGCAGAAUGGGAAGGUUUCCAGUACGCAUGGGAUUUGCGUAUUUCGGGCAAUGCGGGUCCGCAGAGCACGACGGGUCGAGCUCAAGGUAUUGGUUGGAUACAGGAACUCUUGGCUCGAUUGCAGGGUUCGACGGUGCCUCCUCCCAUCACCUCGCAGAACUCGAGCCACUCGACCUUGCCGUUGUACUUUCCUGGAGACCAGUCCUUCUACUUUGACUUUGCGCACGACGGUACCAUCGUUGGAACUCUCAUGGCACUCGGCUUCAAGCAGUUGUCAGAAAAUCUAGAUCCUGCCAAGAUCAACCCCGAGCGCAAGUUUUUGACCUCGUCCAUCGUGCCAUCGGCCGCAAAGUUGGCUUUUGAAGUGUUGCAAUGCGCAGCACCCAAGAAGGGUGGCGCUCCAGAGAAGUACAUCAGGGCAGUCCUCAACGACGCCGUCCUGCCAAUGGGCGCCGAGCAGGGAUGCACAGAUAGCGGACCCAAUCCAACGCUGUGCAAGCUGAACGACUUCCUUUCCUUUCAAUACGACCACGCCAUCCAGGCCGCUAACUUUGAGGCGGCUUGCAAAGGAUAA